This is a messenger RNA of Rhinichthys klamathensis goyatoka, 26539 nucleotides long. RefSeq names its product nesprin-1-like. The record is from RefSeq and is a predicted model, not a curated record. The coding region runs from base 149 to 26539 and encodes 8796 amino acids. Lineage: Eukaryota; Metazoa; Chordata; Actinopteri; Cypriniformes; Leuciscidae. The transcript has 7 exons.
UGUCAGAGUCACUUUCACUGUUAUUACAGCAAUAUGCCUUCAUCAGCAGACCACAAUUUACAGAAUUAAUUAAAUCCAGUAAUAACAAAGAAGAUCACAAUUCACACACCAUCAUCUAUUUAAAAAAAAAAACAUGUAGCAAGCAGCAAUGGCAGAAUCCAGAGACUACGUUGGAGAUUUCCUGACAGAAUUCAAGGAGCAGAUAAUUACAAGAGCGACUCGGGUCAGUGACAUUGCGGAGGCUGUUAUCUCCCAAAGUCUGAUCCAUGAAGUGGCAGCUCAAAAAGUGGAGGCUGCUCCAACCCAGCAGGAGGCAAUGCGGCUCCUGUUUGAGGCUUUGGAAAGAGAGCCAGCCCGAAACAGAGUGUCCUUCCAUCUUAUCCUGAGAAUGACAGAGCCUGAAUUGAUUCAUGAACUAGAGUGGAUACAACGCAACAGCAAGCACACGCAAACAGAGAUAUGCAGUCCACUCAGUUCUCCCAGAGAAAAAAGAAAACAGGAUGGGCAUACAAGAGACAUUCAGAAGAGAAAAGACUCACUAAAAAGGCGUAAACUGGAGACGAUGCGUGCCAUUGAGCAGAUCGAGAAACUUUGGGAAGGAACCAAGCAAGAAAGGACUGAGAUAGAGAACACGAGACAGAGGAUUCAGCGACAGCAAGAUGAAAUAACUAGGAUAACCACAGAGAAAAGUCAACUUGAGAGAACUAUUACUCACAUGAAAGCUGAGAUGGACCACAUCCGUGAAAGAAUGGAUCGGAAUAAAGAAGAGGUAAACCGAGAGAGGGAGAGGAUUGAGCAAAUGAGAGCUGAUCUGCAAACCGAGCAAACCACCCUGGAGCAAAAGCAUGAUGAUAUCAUGAGAGAGAGACAGAAUUUGGAGAUGAUCAGAUUUGAGGCUCUGAGACAGGAGGAGGAGCUGGAGAGCAACCGAGAAAGCACCAAGUAUGAGUUGGAACGAAUGGAACAAAUGAAAAGUGCCAUACAAGUUCAGAUUAAUGAGAUAGAAAUGAAGAUUGACGAAACACAGAAAGCAAAGGGUCAGAUGGAUCAGAUGAAAUCUGAAAUAGAGGAGGAAAAAAACGAGUUGGAGAGAAAAAAGGAUGACAUCAAGAAGCAAAAAGACCAAUUUGAGCAGAUUAAACUUGACAUACAGCAAGUGAAGUUGGAAAUGGAGCAAAGGUGGCAUGAAACAGAAAAAGAAGGGCUGGAACAGAGAGCUAUAAUCCAAAAAGAGAAAGAUGAGCUGAAAUACCUGCAAGGCGAGGUUCAAAGAGCAAGAGAAGAGGCUGAAAGAAACAGAGAGUUUUCAAAACAAGAGGAUGAGAGAAUAAACCAGCUGAGAGCUCAAACACUUAUAGAAAACAACCUCAUUGAAAAGAAAUGGCAAAACGUCUUAAGAAAAGAAAAAGAUCUGGAAGAGAUGAAACAUGAAAUUGAGAGAGGCAGAGAGGAGUUGGUAAUGAAUGGAGAGCUGGUCAAAAAGGAGUGGGAAAAGAUCGAACAGGCCAAAGCAGACAUACAAAGUCACAUGAUUUCUAUGGAGGGCAGAGUUGAGGAAGUAAAAAGAGAAACUGAGAGGCUGAAACAUAUGAAAACAGAGAUUCAGAGGGACAAAGAUAUUGUAGAAAAACAGAGGGAUGAUACACGGAAAGCUAAAGAAGAAAUGGAGAAGAAGAGGUAUGAGAUAGUGACAGAGGAGAUAGAGCACAGAGCUCGACUGCAGAGGGAGAGAGAUGAGCUGGUGAGUGUAAGAGUAGAGAUACAAAGAGCUAAUGAUAUGGAGAAAGCAAAGAUACUGAAAGAGAAGGAAGAAAGUGUUAAGAUAAGAGAAGAGGCUAGACAAGAAAGAGAAAUGACAGAACUGAUCAAAGCAGAGAUCAAGGCCGAAAAAGACAGCUUGAACCGAAGACAAGAGGAAAUGCUGAGGGAGAGACAAGAUCUAGAGAGAAUUAAACAUGAAAUGGUCAGAGCCAAAGAAGAGAUUGAGAACAGUCAAGAGGUCACAAUCCGGGAAAAUGAGAAAAUGGAAAAAAUGAAAGCUGAAAUUCAAGGGCAAAUUGAAGAUAUUGAGAGGAAGGUUGAGGAGAUCCAAAAAACUAAAGAAAAAAUGGAGAAAACAAAGGCUGAGUUGGAGGAAGAGCAGGAGGAGCUGGAAAGAAAGAGAGAUUUGGUGAGAAGAGAGACCGAACAGUGCGAGUUCCUCAGAAGUGAAAUCCUCAGGGUAAAGGAAGAAAUGGAGAGCAGGUGGCAUGAAACUGAGACAGAGGAAGUCGAACUCAGAGCAAAAACUCAGGAUGAGCUGGAAAGACUGGAAAAACUAAGGGACGAGGUCCAGAGAUCCCAGAAAAACAUUGAGGACAGCAGGAUGGAGCUCAUGCAGUGGAAGUACAGUCUUGACAAAAUUAAGGUUCAGGCAGAAGAAGACAAACAUGCCGCUAUCAAACAGAUGGAUGAGGCAAAAGCAAAGGGAGAAGAGUUGAAAAAAACAAUAGAACAGAUGGAGAAAGAGCGAGAAGAGAUUAAUAACAGCAGAGAAAAGGCUAAACAAGAAGCAGAUGAAAUCAAAAGCAUGAUAAAUGAGCUACAAAGACAACAGGCAGAAAUAGAGAACAGGAUUAGAGCCGCAAAAAAAGAAAAAGAGGAUGCAAACCAUGCCAAACUUGCAGUCCAAGAGGCUGAGAUGCUCCUAAAAAAGCAAAUGGAAGAGUCAGAAAAGAGACGGUAUGAAACCAUAACAGAGGCGCUGGAGCAAAGAGAUGAAAUACAUAAGAAAACAGAGGAGUUAGAACAAAUAAAUGAGGAGAUACAAAUAGCCAGACAUGAGCUAGAAAAGAUGAAGCAUUCUGAAAAAGAAAUUCUACAGAAGAUGUUGGAGGAUACACAGCAAGAGAGAGAGUUCAUUGAGCAAAUGAGAACAGCUGUGCUUAAGGACAAGGAAGAUCAGGAAAAGCGUUUAGUUAACGAGAGAGAGGAGCUUGAACAGAUUCAAUUUCAGGUCCAGAACGAGAAGAAAGAUCUAGAAAAACUAAGGUAUGAGAUGAUGAGAUAUAAUGUAGAAGUGCAGAGACAAAAAGAAGACCUUGAAAAGAUCAAAACUCAGCUAGUUAUUGACACAGAGACCAUGAACAGAAGCAGAGAGUUAGCGAGACAAGAUAGAGAGAAAGCUGAAAAUGUUAUGCUUGAGGUCCAAGAACAAAGAGAGGAUGUGAAUAAAAGGUUAGAGGAGACAAAAAGACGAGAGGAUGCUAUGAGGCAGAUGAGGGAGGAUAUGGAACACGAGAGAGAGGAUCUGGAGAAGAUUCGCAUGGAAACACAGAGAGGGGAUGAUACGUAUGGAGAGGUCAAGGAAGAGAUUAACAGAGUGAGAGCGGAGAUGGAAAGGUUGUGGGACGAGGCUGAAAAGGGAGAGCAGGAGGAACGUGAGAAGAUGAACAGGGAGAAGGAGGAGAUAAUGAGGAAGAUGGAAGCUAUGAAGAAGGAGAUUGGUGAGAUUGAAGACAUGAAGGUGGAGUUAACGAAACAUAAGAAGGACAUCGAUGUAAAGAUUGAAAAGGCAAGGUCAGAAAUGACUAAACUUGAAAAGAUGAAAGCAGACCUCCAGAGACAGAAAGAAGAUAUUGAGAAUCAGAUGAUGAAAGCAAAGAGUGAAAGAUACCAGAUGAAACUGAUGAGGACUGAGAUCUUGAAACAAAAAGAGGAUGUUGAAAAGAAAAUGGAGCUAGCAAAAGCAGAGAUGGAUAAAAUGCAGCAUGUCAAAAAUGAAAUAAAAAGACAAAAAGAAGAGCUGGAGGAAAGGAUGCAGAAAACUAAACGAGAGAUUGGAGAAAUGGAGCUGAUGAAGAGAGAAAUGGAAGGGAAGAAGAAAGAACUUGACCAAAGGAUGAAACUGACCAUGAGGAAGAAGGGUGAGAUGGAACAAUUGAAGAUGGAGAUACAAAGGGCUAAAGAUGAGAUGGAAUGGAAAAGAAUGGAAACGGAGAGACAGAAGAACGAAAUGGAGCAAGUUAAAGUUGAAAUCCAAAGAGCGAGGGAGGAGUUUGAACAAAGGGUUGAGGAGAGAGAUUUAGAAGAAGAGAAAGGACAGAUGAAUCUCACAAUAAUCAACCUUAUUCAGCAGAUCGAGGCGACAAGAGAAAUGGUGCGCAGAACGAAGUUCCAGAUUGAAAACCGAAUGGCAGGAUGUCAGAUGGAGACAGCAGACCAAGAGGUGAUGAAUGCUGAGAUGCAGAGGCUCAUUCUGGAGAUCGAACACAUUCGAGAAAUGCUGCAAGGUCUUAAGAGUGAGGUGGAACACAACAAGGACAUUAUGAAAAGAGACAGGGAUGAGAUGAAGCUGUUGAAGAACGAAGUUCAACGAAAGAGAAGAGAGAUGGAACACAGAGAAGAAAAGAUUAUGAGAGAACGAGAUGAACUAGAACUCAUGAAAAAUAUGAUGCAGCAGCAAAAAAAGGAGCUGGAGGAGAGGCUUGAGGAUACCAUUAAAGAGAAUGAUAAGGUGGAGCAGAUGAGAGAAGAUGUGAAAAACACUUUGGAGGAUAUAGAACAGGCAAAGGAAGAGAUAAAGAGACAGAAAGAACUCAUUGCUCAAGAAAAGACAAGCAAAGAAAAGGUUCAACAAGUCAUCAUUGCAGCCGAAAGCCCAGAGUGUUCAAAAACAGAAGAACCAGCUGCCAUCGAAACAUUUAUAACAGAAGACUUUGAACUCAGUGUAGGUGAAAUUCAGAAAGAAAGAAAAAAACUGGAACAUUAUAAAGAAAUCAUUUUAAAAGAGAAACAAGAACUACUGAAGGCAAAGGAGGAUGUGCAAACAGUGAAACAUGAAGCUGAAGAGAGGAUGUCCAGACUGCAAGAGGAGGAGAAAGAGAUGGAAAAGAAAAAAGCGAGUCUACAAAACAGAGAAAGACUGCUGCAAUCAGAGAGAGAAGAGAACCAAAGAGGUUUAGAUUCAAUAUGUAAAGAGAAGCAGCAGCUGAAUCAACGAAAACAAGAACUGGACAAUAUGGAAAUAAAUCUACAAAGAAAGAAAAAUGAAUUGGAAAUAACAAGAAUGAUGGAGAUUCAACAAGUUGAUGUUCAAGUUCAAACUGAUGUGAUGGAUGACACAAGAAAAUAUGAGAAAUAUGAGCUGGAUAAAGAGCGACAAGCUCUAGAGUAUUUCGAAGAAGACUUACUUGCACAAAAAAGUACAAUGGAGAGACAACUGGCAGAAAUAAAUUUGAGCGAAGCCACAAUGCAAACUACGACGGAAACCACAGCAGACAUGGAGUUACAAUUAGAGCUGCAAAAACAGGAGCUGGAACGAACAAAAGAUGAGCUGGAAAAGGCAAAGCUAGAAAUACAGAAAGGAUGGGAUGACCUGCAGGCUGAGCUAGCAGAAAGCAGAGAAAAAGAAGACAUGAUAAGAAAAGAAUUAGAAAAAGCGAGAGAUGUCCUUAAUCACAUUAGACAGGAUAUAGAAAAACAAAAGCAAACCAUGGAGACUGAUCUAAAAGACACUUUUGCUGGGGAACUAGAGGACAUAGAAUCUCAAAGAAAAAUGAUAGAGGAUGAAAAGAGAACAUUACAGAGCAUGAAGUUUGAGCUGCAAAGAGAAUCUGCCGAUAUUGAGAGAGUAAACCAGGACAUGCAGGAAGAAAGACAGAAUAUUACCCUGACCAAGGAGGAGCUGGAAAAAGAGCGACAAGCUCUGGAGUAUUUCAAAGAAGACAUACUUGCACAAAAAAGUACAAUAGAGAGACAACUGGUGGAAAUAAAACUGAGCGAGGAUGAACUUUCGCUCAAAGAAACCUCACUGCAAACUGCAACAAGAACCACAGCAGACAUUGAGUUACAAUUAGAGCUGCAAAAACAGGAGCUGGAACGAACAAAAGAUGAGCUGGAAAAUACAAAGCUAGAAAUACAGAAAGGAUGGGAUGACCUGCAGGCUGAGCUAGCAGAAAGCAGAGAAAAAGAAGACAUGAUAAGAACAGAAUUAGAAAAAGCAAGAGAUGUCCUUAAUCACAUUAGACAGGAUAUAGAAAAACAAAAGCAAACCAUGGAGACUGAUCUAAAAGACACUUUUGCUAGAGAACUAGAGGACAUAGAAGCUCAAAGAAAAUUGAUAGAGGACGAAAAGAGAACAUUACAGAGCAUGAAGUUUGAGCUGGAAAGAGAAUCUGGUGAUAUUGAGAGGGUAAAACAGGACGUGCAAGAAGAACGACAGAAUAUGGAUGAAUUGACAGCGCAGCUUAAAAAAGACAGGGAGGAACUAGAAAAGAAAAUGUGUGACAUGCAACAAAUACAAGCAGAGGUAGCAGGAGAAAAGAAAGCUCUAGAAAACCUGAGAGAGGAGAAUGAGCUGACAUUGAAGGAGAUCAAAGUGGAGAGAGACACUCUUGAGAGGAUGAAUGAACUUGUUUCUCAACAAAAAGAUGAUAUUGAGAAUGAGAAGGGGAAAAUAAAGAAAAGAGAAACCGAACUGCAGCAAAUGCAGGAUGACUUUAACAGACAACAAAAAGACAUGCAGGAUAUCCAGAAUAUAGUUUUCAUGCAAAAAAGUCAACUUCAGAAAAGCCAAGAUGAAAUAGCCGAAAAGCUAAAACAGGUGGAUGAUGUCAUACAGUUCACACAAAAUGAAAAAGACAAUCUUGACAGAGAGAGGGUGGCUAUAAUGGAACAGAAGCAGCAGAUGGAGAGCAACAUGACAAAUGCAUUAAACAGGGAACUUGAAGUGGUAGCACUUGUGAAAGAAGAGGUAGUAAAUGAGAAGCGACUUAUUGAGGACUGCAGAAUUACUUUAAUGAGAGAUACAGAAGAUCUGGAGCAAAAGAAAAUUGAUUUGGAAAGACAGAGAGAGGAAAUGAAAAUGCAAAGACAGGGUAUUGCAGGCGAACAACACAAGUUGGAACAGAUUAAAUCUGUUCUGCAAACAGUAGCUGAAGAUACUGAGAAGCUAAGACAAGAUACAUUAGCUGAAAGACAGACACUUAUAGACACUACAGCACAACUCCAGAAAGAGAGAGAUGCCAUUGUGAGUCUUGCAGAAGAGACAAAAAGAAAGAGAGAGGACCUGGACCAAAUGCAAGCUGAUAUAGAAAAGCAGGAAAAAGCAUUUGAGGUAUUGAAGGCUGAUCUGCAAAAAGAAGCAGGUGCCAUUGAAAAUCUAAGACAAGCUGUUCAAAAUGACAUGCAAAAUGUAAAAGACAUGAAAGCUCAAAUUCAAAAAGAAAGACGAUGCACUGAUAGUCUAGUUGAAGAGGUUGAAAAAAGGUCAAAAGCUCUGGAUGAGAUGCAAAUGGAGAUUGAAAAAGAGAAAGACGCACUGAGAACUGAGAGAGACGCACUAGAACAGGAAAAGUCUAGGCUCAGAGAUCUCAAAGACGAAUUUGCUCAGCAAAAAGAACAGAACAUUAUAAGACUGGCAGAGAUGCUGAAAGAAAGAGAAAAUCUUAAGAAGAUGAGUGAAACCACCUCAAAAGAAAGGUGCAUUGUGGAGAGUGAUAAAGAAUAUUUAAGGCUGAGAGAAAAUGAACUAAAGCAAAAAGAAGCAGAGAUUGAAUACAAACAAAAACAAAUGGAUGAGUUGAAGAGCAGUUUAAGGAUGGAAAAGGUGCAAACUGAGCAGAUACAAGCUGAACAAGAACAACAAUGGGAAGUUUCACAAGGAAAAAUGGAAUUUGUAAAGACUGCAAGAAAUAGAGAAAUGGCAGAUCUGGAUGAAGCGAGACAGGAAAUAGAGAAUUUGAGAGAAGAACUGAGGACAAAUUAUGAAAAUGUGGAGCUCCAAAAUAAAAAAAUAACUGAACAAAAGGAAUUAUUUGAAAGCCACAUGAAAUCUUUGGAAAUUGAUAAGGAAGACAUGGAAAAAGAUAAAGCAAAACUGCAAAACGAAUUUGAAAACUUUCAGUUUAAGAGGCAAUGCUUUGAGAAAGAGAUUCAGCAAGUGAGAGCUGAGCUUCAGAGAGAAGCUGAAAAUAUCGAGAGAAUGAAGAAAGAGGUGAUGGAUGAAAAACAGAGUAUAAAAGAUAAGGCAGACCAAAUUCAACAUGAGGGAAAUGACGGGAAAGAAGCUCUGGAGAGGAUGUGCCUUGAGCUAGAAAAACAAAAGCAAGCCACUGAGACCGAAAAAGAUAUGAUAGAAAAGCAGAAGUCAGAAGUGGAGAAGAGCAAAACAGAGAUAGCUAGAGAAAAAGAAGAUCUUGCUGAAAUGAGAAAAAAGAACAAUAUUGAUAUGUCAGAAAUGGAUAUGCAGAGAAAUUCUCUUGAGCAAAUGAAGAUGAACAUCUCACAAGAGGAACAUGAAAUUAAAAAACAGAAAGACAGUUUAAGCCACCAGGAAAACGAACUGAUUAUACGUAUGACAAAAUUGUAUGCACAACAGAAAGAAACAGAAGAGAUUCAGGAUUUUAUCAUCAAAGAGAAGAGUCAGCUCAAUGAAAGACAGGCUGAAAUGGAAAAGCAAAAGAGAGAAUUAGAUGAUGUGCUGGACACACUCAAGAAAGAGAGGACUGAUAUAAUGGAGGAAAGACUAAGAGUGAAUGACAUGCAUUUAGAACUGAAGAGGGAAAGUGAAACAGUGGAGCUGAUGAAACAAAAAGUUCUCAGAGAAAAAGAAUCUAUUGAAAACAGCAGGAAAAUACUGAACAGAGAUCUAGAGGAUAUGAAAGAAAAGAGAACCAUCUUAGCUGAGGAGUUUAAGACCUUAAACGAUCAUAAACAAACGAUUGGCAAAGAAAAGAAGGAAUUGCAUACGAUGAAAGCUGAGCUCCAACAAGAAACUGAAAAUAUUGCAAAACUAAGGCAGAACACUGAGGAAAUGGCAAUCAAACUUCAAAAAGAAAAGGAGGAUAUAGAGACUUCUGUUGCCAGGAUCAGAGAAGAGGAAGCAAGUCUAAGAAAAGAAAAACAAACAUUUAAAUCUGAUAGAGACACUACCGGAAAGGAAAUGUUUGACCUGGAGAAAACUAAGACAGAGAUAGACAGAGCCCAGGAAGAUCUUGAGAACCAAUUUGAAUCUCAGAAAAGACUAAAUAAGAUAGCAUUGGCUGAGAUACAGAAAGAGAAGGAUGUUCUUGAGCACUUGAGAAUGAACAUAUCAAAAGAUAGAGAUGAUCUAGAAAAGGAGAGGUAUGAUAUUAAGAGGGAAAGAGCAGAAAUAAUGAAUCAAAAACAGCAAGUGGAGGUAAAUUUGAGGGAAGAACUGAAAAAGGAAAGUGAAAAGUUGGAGCUGCUAAGAAAGGAGGUGUAUGAUGAAAAGGAAGGAAUUGACAACAGCAGAAAAACGAUAAAAACAGAAAUGGAUGAUUUGGAACAAACAAAGCUUGAUGUAGUUAAAGACUUGGAAAAUAACAAACUUCAGAAACAAAUGAUUGAGGAUGAGAAGGACAAAAUUGAGCAGAUGAAAGCUGAGCUAAAAAGAGAAGCUGAAAAUAUUGGAAGGAUAAAACUAGAGACAGAAAAUGAAAGACAAAAGCUUGAGGAAGCAACAAUCCAACUUAAGAAAGAUAGAGACAAUGUUGACAUCCUUGCUAAGGAACUUAACAAGCAAAAAGUGGGUCUAGAAAACAGGGAUCGGGAAAUAGAAAGGCAAAGGAAAGCAAUUGAGUCUAAUAAACAGAUGCAGGAAAUGGCUUUGUUUGAGCUGAAGAAAACUGUGACAGAUAUAGCAACUGCGAAGGAGGAUCUUGAAAACCAGCUUGCGGAAGAAAGAGAAAAGAACAAGAUCGCACUUGCAGAAAUACAGACAGAAAGAGACAUGCUUCUUCUACUGAGAGACAAUAUUUCAGUGCAACAGUAUGACAUUGUAAAUGAGAAGGAACAAAUUAGACUAAGAGGGAUUGAACUUGAACAAAUCCAAGCUCUGAUUUAUAGACAGCAAGAUGAAACGGAAGCUACAAGGAAAGCUCUCACAAUGGAAAAAGAUAGACUUGAAGAGAAGAAAAUUGAAAUAGAUCAAAGACAGAGAGAAGUAAACGAAAUCAUUGAUUUUGCAACAGAAGAAAAGGCUAAUCUUGAGAAAGAGAAGUCUGAAAUGAUAGCACAAAAACACCAAAUGGAGAUCGAACUUGAGUUCUUUAAGGUAGAACUGAAUAAUGGAAGAGAAUUAAUUGAGGAAAGGACCCAAAUGUUGAAAACAUACGAGGCUGACGUGGAUGAAAAAAAAGAAGCUUUAGAGAGAGAGAUAAAAGAGCUCAGAUAUCAAAAACAAGCUAUUCAAGAUGAGAAGAAGGAUGUACAACAGAUGAAGAUAGAGCUGCAAAUAGAAGCUGAUGACAUCAGAAAGAUAAAAGAAGAAACACAAAAUGAAAGACAGGGUUUGGAAAAAAUGGCCGAAGAACUUCAAAAAGAGAGAGAAGAUAUUGUUCAUCUUGCUGAAGAUACAAGGAGAAAGAAUGAGAUCAUGGAUGAAAUGAAAAUUGCAAAUGAGUCUACAUUGGAAAAUCUACAAAGAGAGAAAAACAAUCUUGAGCAAAUGAGAGAGAACAUCUCAAAACAAACAGAUGAUAUUGAAAAAGAAAAAGAGAAAAUAAGAUUCAAACAAGAUGAACUAGAGCGACUGCAAGCAGAGAUUCAUAAACAACAAAGUGAAAUGGAAAAGAGCGACAUUGGAGGUGAAAGAGCUGCACUGAUCAGGGAAAAACAGGACAUGAUGACUGAACUGAAAAAGAAGUCUGAAGAUAUUGAGAUCCAAAUGAAGGCAGUAUUGACUGAAAAGGAAUUACUGGAAAAUGACAGACAACUGCUGAAGAGAGACAUGGAAGAUCUGCAACAAAAAAUAAUGAAUGUAGAUAGAGAUUCAGAGAGUCUGAAACAUGAGAGAGAAGAUUUUGAGAACGAGAAAGAAUUGAUGAAACAGAUGAAAACUGACCUGCAACGAGAAGCACAUGAGAUUGAGAGAAUCAAACUAGAGGCACAACAUGAAAAACAAAUACUGGAGGAAAUGACUGUCCAACUCCAAAAAGAGAGAGACACCCUAGAUGAGAUGAACGAGGACAUCACAAGACAAAUGCUUGAAAUUAAACAUCAAAAGGAACAAAUCAGACAAAAACAACAUGAAUUCGAGCAGAUGCAAACUGAAAUUCAGAAUCUGAAACAGGAAAUAGACAAUGACAGACACAUUAUAAUGAAGGACAGAAGUCAGCUUGACCUGAGACAAUCUGAGCUUGACAAACAACAGACAGAAGUGAAUGAGUUUAUGGAAAUAAUGAGGAAUGAGAGACGACAACUAGAUAAAGAUAAAGAAGAGAUGGAAGAACAGAAACGGCAAAUGGACAAAGAAAGAGAUGAUGUAGACCGAAGCAGAAAGAAUUUGGAUGAAGACUUAAAGAUGAUGAUACUUCAUAAACAAGUGUAUGAAGAUGAGAAGAACAAGUUAGAACAGAUGAAGAUUGAGCUGCAAAGAGAAGCUGAUGACAUCAGAAAGCUAAAAGCAGAAACAGAAAAUGAUAGACAGGUUUUGGAAAAGAUGGCUGAAGUACUUCAAAAAGAGAGAGAAGAUAUUGUUCAUCUUGCUGAAGAUACAAGGAGAAAGAAUGAGAUCAUGGAUGAAAUGAAAGUUGCAAAUGAGUCUACACUGGCAGAUCUACAAAGAGAGAAAUACAGUCUUGAGCAAAUGAGAGUGAACAUCUCCAAACAAACAGAUGAUAUUGAAAAAGAAAAAGAGAAAAUAAGACUCGAACAAGAUGAACUAGAGCGACUGCAAGAAGAGAUUUAUAAACAACAAAGUGAAAUGGAAAAGGAAAAGAGCGACAUUGGAGGUGAAAGAGCUGCACUGAUCAGGGAAAAACAGGACAUGAUGACUGAACUGAAAAAGAAGUCUGAAGAUAUUGAGAUCCAAAUGAAGGCAGUAUUGACUGAAAAAGAAUUACUGGACAAUGACAGACAACUGCUGAAGAGAGACAUGGAAGAUCUGCAACAAAAAAUAAUGAAUGUAGAUAGAGAUUCAAAGAGUCUGAAACUUGAGAGAGAAGAUUUUGAGAAUGAGAAAGAAUCGAUGAAACAGAUGAAAACUGACCUGCAAAGACAAGCACAUGAGAUUGAGGGAAUCAAACUAGAAACACAACAUGAAAGACAAAGGCUGGAGGAAAUGACCGUUCAACUCCAGAAAGAGAGAGAACAAAUCAACAAUCUCAUUGAGGAGACAAAAAUAAAAGACAUGGUCUUGGAUGGAAUUAAGACCGAUACUGAAGAGAAAACUAAAGCCAUUCAAUCUGAUAGAGACAUGCUUGAGAAGGAAAAACAUGAUCUGGAGAAAACAAUAAGUAAACAUUCAAGAGCCAAGGUAGAUCUUGAAAAACAAAGAGAAAAGCAAAGAAUCAAACUGGCAGAAAUACAGAAAGAGAGAGAAACCCUAGAUGAGAUGAAUGAGAACAUCACAAGACAAAUGCUUGACAUUAAACAUCAAAAGGAACAAAUCAGACAAAAACAACAUGAAUUCGAGCAGAUGCAAACUGAAAUUCAGAAUCUGAAACAGGAAAUAGACAAUGACAGACACAUUAUAAUGAAGGACAGAAGUCAGCUUGACCUGAGACAAUCUGAGCUUAACAAACAACAGACAGAAAUGAAUGAGUUUAUGGAAAUAAUGAGGAAUGAGAGAAGACAAAUAGAUAAAGAUAAAGAAGAGAUGGAAGAACAGAAACGGCAAAUGGACAAAGGAAGAGAUGAUGUAGACCAAAGAAGAAAGAAUUUGGAUGAAGACUUGAAGAUGAUGAUACUUCAGAAACAAGUGUAUGAAGAUGAGAAGAACAAGUUAGAACAGAUGAAGAUUGAGCUGCAAAGAGAAGCUGAUGACAUCAGAAAGCUAAAAGAAGAAACAGAAAAUGAUAGACAGGCUUUGGAAAAGAUGGCUGAAGUGCUUCAGAAAGAGAGAGAAGAUAUUGUUCAUCUUGCUGAAGAUACAAGGAGAAAGAAUGAGAUCAUGGAUGAAAUGAAAGUUGCAAAUGAGUCUACAUUGGCAAAUCUACAAAGAGACAAAAACAAUCUUGAGCAAAUGAGAGUGAACAUCUCCAAACAAACAGAUGAUAUUGAAAAAGAAAAAGAGAAAAUAAGACUCAAACAAGAUGAACUAGAGCGACAGCAAGAAGAGUUUCAUGAACAACAAAGUGAAAUAGAAAAGGAAAAGAGCGACAUUGGAGGUGAAAGAGCUGCAAUGAUCAGGGAAAAACAGGACAUGAUGACUGAACUGAAAAAGAAGUCUGAAGAUAUUGAGAUCCAAAUGAAGGCAGUAUUGACUGAAAAGGAACUAUUGGAUAAUGACAGACAACUGCUAAAGAGAGACAUGGAAGAUCUGCAACAAAAAAUAAUGAAUGUAGAUAAAGAUUCAGAGAGUCUGAAACUUGAGAGAGAAUAUUUUGAGAAUGAAAAAGAAUCAAUGAAAGAGAUGAAAACUGACCUGCAACGAGAAGCACAUGAGAUUGAGAAGAUCAAACUAGAGACACAAGAUGGAAGACAAAGGCUGGAGGAAAUGAAUGUCCAACUCCAGAAAGAGAGAGACACCCUAGAUGAGAUGAAUGAGGACAUCACAAGACAAACACAUGAUAUUAAACAUCAAAAGGAACAAAUCAGACAAAAACAACAUGAAUUCGAGCAGAUGCAAACUGAAAUUCAGAAUCUGAAACAGGAAAUAGACAAUGACAGACACAUUAUAAUGAAGGACAGAAGUCAGCUUGACCUGAGACAAUCUGAGCUUGACAACCAACAGACACAAUUGAAUGAGUUUAUGGAAAUAAUGAAGAAUGAGAGAAGACAACUAGCUAAAGAUAAAGAAGAGAUGGAAGAACAGAAAUGGCAAAUGGAAAAAGAAAGAUAUGAUGUAGACCAAAGCAGAAAGAAUUUGGAUGAAGACUUAAAGAUGAUGAUACUUCAGAAACAAGUGGAUGAAGAUGAGAAGAACAAGUUAGAACAGAUGAAGAUUGAGCUGCAAAGAGAAGCUGAUGACAUCAGAAAGCUAAAAGCAGAAACAGAAAAUGAUAGACAGGGUUUGGAAAAGAUGGCUGAAGUACUUCAAAAAGAGAGAGAAGAUAUUGUUCAUCUUGCUGAAGAUACAAGGAGAAAGAAUGAGAUCACAGAUGAAAUGAAAGUUGCAAAUGAGUCUACACUGGCAGAUCUACAGAGAGAGAAAUACAGUCUUGAGCAAAUGAGAGUGAACAUCACCAAACAAACAGAUGAUAUUGAAAAAGAAAAAGAGAAAAUAAGACUCAAACAAAAUGACCUAGAGCGACUGCAAGAAGAGAUUUAUAAACAACAAAGUGAAAUAGAAAAGGAAAAGAGUAACAUUGACGGUGAAAGAGCUGCAAUGAUCAGGGAAAAACAGGACAUGAUGACAGAACUGAAAAAGAAGUCUGAAGAUAUUGAGAUCCAAAUGAAGGCAGUAUUGGCUGAAAAGGAAUUACUGGAAAAUGACAGACAACUGCUGAAGAGAGACAUGGUAGAUCUGCAACAAAAAUGUAUGAAUGUUGAUAAAAAGCAAGCAAAUGAAUUUGAAUUGGAGAAGUCUGAUUUAGAGAAAAUCAAAACAGAAAUUGCUAAAGCCAACAAACAUCUUGCAGAACAACAGGAAAAAAAUGAGAUUACAAUAGCAGAGAUGCAGAGAGAGAGGGAUACUCUUGAAGAAAUGAGGGUGAACAUCUCAAAACAAGUAAAGACCAUUGAAAAAGAGAAUGAAAGUCUUUCUCACAGAGAAAGUGAAUUUGCGCAGCUGCAGGAAGUCAUAUUAAAACAACAGCAUGAAAUGGAUGAAAUGAAGAACAUCAUCAUGAUGGAAAUGAGUCAGCUGGACCAGAGACAAACUGACAUUGAUCAAUUACAGCGAGAGGUUGAUGAUCUAAUGGAAUUCACAAAGACAGAAAUGACCAACCUAGAAAGAGAAAGAGUGGAAAUGAUGGCACAGAAGAGAAAUAUAGAGAGGGAUAUGGUCAGUCUAAAGAUAGAGAAAGAUACAUAUGAACAACUGAGACUCAAGUUACUUGAGGAAAAAGAUCUGGUUGAAAAAGACAGAGAGCUGUUGACCAAAGAUUUGGAUCAAAUGGAGAGACAGAAAAUGGAUAUGGAGAGAGAAUUAAAGAAUCUCAAAUUUGAGAAACAAACCAUUGAAUCUAAGAAAGAAGAACUAGAGACGAUGAAAAUUGACCUUCAAAGUCAAGCUGAAGACUUGGAGAAAUUAUCUGAGAAGACAAACAAUGAAAGACAGAGGGAGAAGGAUAUGGCAGUCAAAUAUAAAAUACAAUCAGAUACCAGUGCUCUCCCUACAGACAACCAACUAAUGAAAGAGCUCUUGGAUGAGACAGAUAAGCAAAGAAAAGAAAUUCAGUCUGCCAAAGACUUGCUUCAAGAAGAAAGAUUUGAACUGGAGAAAACCAAGACAGAGAUAAGACAAGCCAGGGAAGAACUAGAUAGACAAAAAACAGACUUAAAGAGAGAGAAAGACAUUCUUAAGCAGGUGAAUACAGAUAACUUGAGACAAAUAUCCCAUUUUGAAGAUGAGAUGGAAAGAAUACAACACAAAGAGAAUGAACUAGAUCAAAUGAGAGCAGAACUGCAAAAUAAACAAAAAGAAAUGGAUGACAUGAAAAACAAAAUGAAAAAAGAAAAGGCUGAUAUGGAGAAUCUGAAACAAAAGAGAACUGAGUUGGAUAGAGACCUCCAAAUUCAGAGAAAAGCUUUUGAAAAUGAGCAAGAUGAGCUGCAAAAGAAGAGAGAGGAUAUUGAGAAGUUAAAGUUAGAAGUUCAGAAAGAAGAACAGAGGGCUGCAGAAGAAUUAGAAAACGAGAGGCAACAAUUUGCAGAGGAGACCAAAAUGAAAACUGACACCCUGGAUGAAAUGCAAGCUGACAUAGAAAGACAGAAACAAUCUGCUGCUGUAGAGAAAGAGAUGAUUACAAAGGAAAGGAUGGAUCUGAAGAAAACCCAGGAAGAUUUCAAAAGACAAUCCGAGGAGAGUGAGAUCACACGGGCAGACCUGCAGAAACAGAGAGAUAGUCUUGAUCUAAUGAGCAUGGAGAUCUUAAAACAAAAACAUGACCUAGAGAGAGAAAGAGAUGAACUGUUAGAGCAGCAGUGCCUGGUGGAGACACAAAAGAAGGACAUCAAAAAUGUGGAACAACUGAGCCAAGAGCUUUUGGAUGAGAAGGCAUUGACUGAGAAAAGCAGAAAGCAGCUGAUUCAAGACAUAGAUGAUAUGCAACAAAAUAAAUCAAAUCUACAUAAAGAAUUAGAGGAGAUAAAAUUCCAAAAACAAGAUAUUCAAGAUGAAAGAGCUCAACUAGAGCAAAUGAAAGCUGAGUUCCAAAUGAAGUCGGAGGAUAUCGAAAAUUCAAUGCAAGAGAUACUGAGUGAAAGAGAAAAAUAUGUACAGAAAAAGUCUGAAGAGAGCAGGUUAAGAACAGACCUUGAUAAAGCAAAUACUGAGAUACAGAGACAAAAGGAAGAGUUGGAAAGUUAUGCUGAUAAUCUAGAAAAAUGUAGACUUAAACUAGAUGAAGCAAGGGCUGAAAUAGAGAGUAUUAAAGAGGAUGUUGAAAGACAGGCAACAAAACGGAUUGAGGAACGUUUGCAAAAAGAAAGAGACAAUAUUGAGGAUAUAAGAAGGAACCUGCUUAAAAAGGAAGAGGUCAUUGAACAGGACAAGACAAAAAUAAGACUGAGAUAUCAAGAAAUAGAGCUCAUCCAAGCUGAAUUAGUGAAACAGAAAGAAGAGAUGAUUGAAAAGAUUGGUAAAUCAGAACAAGAAAUACAAGAACAGCGAAAUAAACUACAGAUGACAGAAGAGGAAUGGAGUGUACGAAUGGGAAAGUUGCAAGACGAGAUAAACAAAAACAAUGUCAUUAAAUCGGAGUUAGCAAAAGAAAGAGAAGCAAUUGAUGAAAUGUUAAGAGAGCUUAAGAGAGAAAUGGAGAAAUAUGAGAAGAUCAAAUCAAAUAUUUUAAUCCAAAAAGAAGAGAUUGAGACUAAAAGGCAGUCAGAUUUAGAGGAACUCAUUAGUAUGAGAGCUGAAAUGCUCAAACAGAAAGAGGAAUUAGAGGACAAGAUGCAAAAGACUAAACAUGAGAUGGAAGAACUGAAGCUUUUUCAGAAUGAAACUGAUGGCAAGAGGAAAGAUCUUGAUCACAAGAUGAGACAGGUAGCAAGAAAAAGAGAUGAGUUGGAGAAAAUGAGGACUGAUAUUGAAGGUGCAAAUGAGAAACUCGAAAUGAACAGGGUCAUUUUAAGUAUAGAGCGGGAUGAGAUGGAGCAAAUGAAAGCUGAGAAACAAAGAGCAGAAGAGGAACUACGAUCUCAUAUGGAAGAAAGAGGUGGAGAUAUGGAAGAGAAAGAACAUAUGAACACCAAGAUUCAGAUGCUUAUUCAAGAAGCUGAAAAUACUAGGGAAAUGGCUUGGAGAACAAAACAUGAUCUGGAAAGAAGCAUGCAGAGAGAAGUUAAUGUUGAAGCAGAUUCAGAGGAUAGAAAAGAAAUGAGUGCUUACAUGCAAAGGCUGAUCCAGGAAAUUGAGCAUGUUAGAGAGGUUCUCAGAAGAAUGAAAGAUGAAAUCAAGGCUGCUAGAAAAGAAAGAUUUGAACUGGAGAACUUGAGGCUGGAAAUUGAAGCCAUGAAAAAGAACAUGAAAGAAACUUGUGAGCAGCAGAACAUUGAGAUACAAAAAGAGAAACAGCAAAUAAAGAGUAGCAAAGACUGCAUGAGCAAAGAGAGAAGUGAUCUUGAGCAAAUCAGAGCUGAUUUGGAAAGACAAAAACAAGACAUGGCAUUGGCCAAGCAAAAACUUCAAGAUGAAAAUGAACUGCUGGAGAAAGAAAAGGUUGACAUGAAGAAAAAAUCUGAGAUGCUUGAAAGAAUUUUAGAGGAGACAACUAGAGAAAGAACAGUUAAAAUUACCAGUAAAAAGAAAGGAAUGAGGAGAGAUUCAGAGGAAUUAAGAGAGAAAAUGGAAACAUUAAGUAUGGAUGACCAACAAGAAGAGAGUGAGAGUCAGACGGGCGAAGUUAAAAGACAAAUAGACAAACUGACAGAGUUGAAGGCUGAGCUUCAUCAACAGCAGGCAGAACUUGAGAAAACUAAAGUAGACUUAAAAUAUAAGAUGGACGAGCUAGAAAACAUGAGGUCUGAGAUAUUAAAACUUGAAAAGGACACUGAGAGUAAAACAAAAGAGGCGGAGCUGAUGGAUAUGCAGCAACAGAGAGAAAACCUAGAAAAAAAGAUUCAGAAAAUGACACAUGAAAAGGGAGAACUGGAAGUCCUAAGGUCUGAGAUAGUCCUGGAAAAGAAAGAUCUGGAUCAGAAGAUGAGACAAGUGAUCAGAAAGAGGGAUGAUAUAGAGAAAAUGAAGACUGAGAUAGCAAAGGCCAGAGAGGAGAUCAACAGAGAAAGGCAAGAGCUGGAAAUUCUCAGGAAUGAUGUUCAAAGCGCAAGAGAGGAUUUUGAACGAUUGGUGGAGAGAACUGCACAUCUAGAAGAUGAAGAAAAUGCCAAUGCUGACAUCCAAAGAUUGAUUUUAGAGGUCGUGAAAAUCAGGGAAAUGGUGAGAAAUCUGAAAGUUUACAUGGACAGCAGGAUGGAUGAAAGUAAUGCAGAGAAAGAUGAUAAGGAAAACUUUAAGUCUGAGAUCCAGAGGGUCAUUCAAGAUAUUGGACAAAUACGGGAAAAUCUAGGAAGCCUUAGAGCAGAGAUAGAAACCACUAGAAGAGACAAGAAUGAACUGGAGAAAAUGAGGACACAACUUGUAGAGAAGCAACAAGAGGAAGAAAGCAUGAUAAAAAUGCUGCAGAAAGAAAGAGAAGAACUGGAGCAGUUGAAGGAUGAGAUAAAAAGAGAAAAGGAGGAUGUGAAGACCAAGAGAGAGCUGGUUGAGGUAGAAAAGGCUAUGGACACAAGGGAGAAAAAGCAAGAACUUGAAAGGGUCAAUGAGGAACUCUUGAGAAACCAGAGUCAUCUGGAACAUCUCAACAGAGAUAUACAAAAUCUGAGGCAAACCAUGGAAGAAAUGAAAACACUGCAUGAAAAGAAAAAGUCUGAACUAGAAGGCAUUACUUCUGAGAUAAGGAGGAGACAGCAGAUACUGGAGAAACAAAAAAAUGAGUUGGAGGAGAAGGGUUGGAUCCUUGAAGAGAUAGAGAAGAAGAAAGACACACUUGAAAAGAUCAAUAUGGAAAUACUGAGAAAGAGAGAAGAUAUAGAAAAAGAAAAGGACAAUUUAAGGCAAGAGAAGCAAGAGUUUGAGCUCUUCAGAGGGGAACUACAAAGACAGAGAGAUGAUUAUGUAUCUUCAAGACAAGCUUUGAUCAUGGAGAAAGAUCGGUUAGAAGACGAAAAAGCUGAAAUCAAUCAACAAAAGCAUGAAAUGAGUGGUGCCAUGAAGGCCAAUAAGAUAGAACUGGAAAAUCUAGAAAAAAUGAGGAAUGAACUAGAAAAUCAGAGGGCUAAGUUAGUUGAAAAACUCCAUGAUGCCACAAAAAUGGAAGAUAAACUACAAGAGAUGAUGAGUGAAUUAAACAAAGAAAAAGAGCAAGUGGAAGAAAUGAAGCGGAUGGUCAACAAAGAGAGAGAUUUGAUUGAACAAGAGAAAGAAGAUGUGAGAAAACAGACUCAUCAGCUUAAAGAUGGCCGUGCUGAGCUUCAGAAGAAGUCAGGGAUCUCUGACAGGCUGAUUCAGGAAGCAAACCGUGAGAGAGAUAGAUUAACAGACCUCAGUCUAAAACUUAAAUUGCAAAAAGAAGAUAUAGAAAAAACCAUCACAGAAAUGGAGACCACAAAGAAAGAUCUCAAUAUAAUGAGUGCAGAAGUUCAAGAUGACAAGACACAACUGAAAAAUGACAGGGAUGAUUAUGAAAUGGAAAAGACGCAUUUGCAGCUUAAGAUCGAAGAGUUAGUGAGAGAAACAGAGGACCUGGAAAGAAAAACCUUACAGCAGAGAGAACAAGAUGAUAUAGCAAAACAAGAGAUUCAAAGUCAGAGAGAGGCUCUAGAGCAAAUUAAGAUGGACGUUCUAAAGGAAAGGGAUGAGAUUGACAAAGAGAAGGAAAGUGUACAUUCAGAAAGACAGAAACUGGUUACACUUCAAAGAGAAUUGCAAAGAAAGGAAAGUGAGCUUGAAAACAAAGAGCAAACUUUCAUGAAAGAGGAAAUCUUGGAGAUUAAAAGCAAUCUGGAAAAGAAGGAGGCAGAAAUUGAAGCGGAGAGACUGCAGUUAAUGGAAAUGGGUGAAACAAUGAAGAGAGAACACAAUGAAUACAGAAAGAUGAUUGAAGAAGUACAUAAAGAAAAAGAGCAGAUUGAAAUUAGCAAAAAGUGGAUGGAUCAAGAGAAGAUAGAUCUUGAAAACACGAAAAAUGAUCUGGCGAAGCAAUUACAAAAUUUAAAACAUGAAAAAUUAAACGUACAAGCUGAGAAGAAUGCACUAGAACAGAUAAGGACAGAAUCCGAGGAGAUCCAAAAUGUUAUCAAAAAGGAGAGAGAGGACCAGGAAAAAUGUUGGAUGGAGAUUGAGGGGGAAAAGCAACGAGUGGAGGAAGAAAUCCGACAAUUAAAGAGACAGAGGGAAGAAACUAAUAAACUCCACAGUGAGUUACAAAACAAUAGAGAGGACAUUGAAAGUAGCAAAGAAAAGAUUGAUAAAGAAAUGGAAGAAUUAUCGCAAACGAGGGUUGAGCUGGACAGGAAAAAAGAAGAAAUAGACAAGGAUAAUCAAAAUCUUCAAGAUGCUAAAUCUGACCUUGAAAAAACUAAAGCUGAGAUACAGAGACAGACAGACAAAAUGAAAGACAUAAUAGAAAUGAAAAUACAAAUAGAUAAAGACAGAGAAGAAAUUAAAUGUUUGUCUGAAGAGACUGAAAUGAAAAUGAGGGACCUUGAUAUGAUGAUGAAGGAGAUGGAGAGACAAAGGCAAGAAAUUGAGAAAACAAAAGCCAUUCUUGAAAAGGAUAAGACAAAAAUUGACAAAGAAAAGAAAGACCUGGAAAACCAAAUGAUGGACCAGAUUGAGGAGAUUCAAAAGGAGAGGCUGGCCCUUGAGGAGAUAAAGGAUGAACUUAUUCGUGAAAAACAAGAAACAGAGGAAGAAAAGAAUAACUUAAUGACUCUAAGAAACAAACUAGAAGAUUUAAGAGCAGAGAUAAAGAACCAGCAGAAUGAAAAUGAGAUUGUGAAGAAAAAGCUUCUUUUGGAAAAAUCAAACACUGAGGAACGACAGGCCGAGGUACUCAACCAGCAGCGACAGAAUGAUCAAACCAAGGAGGAAAACAAGAAAGAGAGAGAAAAUCUAGACCAACAGAGGUUUGAACUUGAACAGCAGAAACAGACGUUGGGGCUUAGAAACAUAAAAAUGAUGGAGGAAACACAAGAAAUGGAAAACAAAAAAUACAUGACUAACAAAGAAAGAGACAUGGUUGAACAAAUGCAAGCUGAGAUACAGACUCAGAUUCAGUCAACUGAACUACAAAGGCAAAUCAUCCAAGACAAGCAAAAAACUCUUGAGGAAAAAGAGCUAAUAAUACAGAGGAAGGGAGAGGAAGUAGAGAGGAGAAACAUGGAAUUAGACGGAAUUGCUGGUCAGCUUCAGAUUGAAAAAGAACAUUUAGAUAAUGUUCUUGAGGAAACCAAUAAGAGACAACAUGCCCUUGACUUGAUGCAGGUUGAUAUAGAAUUGCAUAAACAGAAAAAUAAUAAGGACUUUGAGUUGCUUGAGAAGAUCCGACAUGAAAUAGACAAAGAAAAGUUAGAAAUGAAGCAGAAAAAAUAUGAUCUGCAGAUCUGGACUGAACAACAGAAAGAAGAGGUUGAAUCCCAGUUAGAAGAGCUAGAGAAAGAGAGAGAAAGACUGAAACAGAUUAAGAGAGAGCUUCACGCUGAGAGAGAACAAACUGAGAAAUGGAAAGCUGAUAUAAGUAGGGUAAAUGAUGAAACAGAGACCAUGAGACAAACAGUGAUCAUGGAGAAGAAUGAACUGGAGCAGAGAGAGACAUAUAUUACUGAGCAGCAGCAAAGACUGGAUCAAAGUGUAAGAGAGAUGAAGGAAGAAAGACAUGAAAUGGAUAAGAUAAGGAUUGAACUAGAAGCUCAGAGACAACAAAUAGAAGAGGACACGAGAAUAAAUGCAAAACAGGAAAGAGAACUUGCACAACUGAGAGAUGAAAUACAAAGCGAAAAACAAGACAUUGGUGAAAACAGGACCAUGACUAACAAAUUAAUGAAAGAUCUGGAAAUCAUGAAAGCCAAGCUGGUGGAACAACAAGAAGAGAUCCAAACUGAAGCAGAACAACUGCAAGAGGAGAGAAGACUGGUUUACAAGACAAAAUCUGAGGUGCAGAAUGAUGCUGAAAAUCUGACGAACAUCUUAGAAGAGAUCAGAAGGGAGCGAGAAAAACUGGACAUAAAGGAGGCCCACCUUAAACUAAUGAAGGAGCAGUGUGACAAUACCAUGGAAGAAACUAAGAGGAAGAAGAGUGAACUGGAAAAGACUGUUGAUGACAUAGCAGAGCAAAAUCAAAAGAUUGAGAUCAAGAAAGAUUAUCUGGAAAAAGAGACAUUGAAACAGAAAAAAGACAUUGAAACAGAAAGAGAAGAUUUACAAAGACAAGCAGAUGAACUGAAACUGCAAAUGACAAAAAACAGAGAAAAGGAAGACAUGAAUAAAAGAUCAAUGGAUGAUUUCCUGAGACAGAGAGAUGAAUUAGAGAAAGAAAAAGAGGGCAUGAUGAAGAAGUGGAAAGAACUGGAGGUUCUUCAGAAGGGAAUACAAAAACAAAAAGAUGAAAUGGAAUCAAUAAAAAACGAGUUACAGACUGAAAAUACUAAAAUGAAUCAACAGCAGCACAGACUAGAGGAGAGUUUAAGGGCCAUGAAUGAGGAGAGGAAAGAUCUGGAGAACACAAGGAAUGAUUUUGAAACACAAAUGGAAGAGAUGAGAGUAAAAGCAAAGAUGGAGAGAGAAGAACUUGAUCAGAUAAAGGCUAAACUGGAAAGAAAGAAAACAGAAAUAGAUAAUGAACAGAAAAAAAUGGAUGAUGACAGGAAGAUGAUUGAACAGGAAAGGAAUGAUCUGGAGAAGAUAAGGUCUGAAAUAAUGGCACAAAGAGAACAAAUGGAAGAAGAGAGAUCAAAAAUUGAUCUAGAAAAACAUGACAUUGAGAAGAGCAAAGAAAUUGUACGGACAUUUAUGGAUGAGGGGGAAGAACAGAGAAAAUAUAAUAAGCUCCAGAAAGAAGAACUUGGCCUUAAAAGACAAAAGAUCACUGAUGAAAAAGAUCUUCUGGCUCAAAGAAAGACUGAACUGCAAAAUGAAAGUGAAAAAAUCAGAUACAUGAAUGAGGAAAUAAACAAGAAGAGAGAAACACUGAAGGAAAUAGAAGCUAAACUACAAAAGGACAAAGAAUUAAUUGAAAGUGUCAUUGAAGAAACAAAGAGACAAAAAGAGGAUCAGGAAAAAACAAGAACAAACAUAAAUAAACAAGAAGAAGAGCUGAGGAAAAACAGAGACCUUCUAGAACAGGAAAGAGAAGAAAUGAAUAAUAAAUGGACACAAUUACAGCAGAGAAUUGAUGAAUUUGAUGCUCAAGUCAGAAAACAGAAGGAAGAGGAUAUAACAGAACAGACGAAGCUGGAAGAAGAAAGAAAAAGUCUAGAAAAAUCCAAAGCUGAGAUCCUAGAGGUGAAAACUAAAGCUGAGCAGCAACAUCAUGAUAUAAACCUAAAAACACAAGAGUUAAACACACUGCAAGGACAGAUUAUGAAAGAAAAAGAGAAAGAAGAAGAAAUGACAGUAAGAGCAAAGAUGGAGAGAGAAGAACUUGAUCAGAUAAAGAGUGAACUGGAGAGAGAGAAAACUGAAAUAGAUCAUGAGCAGAAGAAAAUGGAUGAUGACAGGAAGAUGAUUGAACAGGAAAGAAAUGACCUGGAGAAGAUGAGGACUCAAAUAAUGACACAAAGACAGCAAAUGGAAGAAGACAUGAGAGAGGCAAUCCAACUAGAGAGAUCAGCACUUGACCAGAAAAUACAAGAGAUUGAUCUAGAAAAGAAAACAAUUGAAAAGAACAAAGAAAUAAUUAAAAAAUUAAUGGAUGAGGUGGAGGAACAGAGACAUGAUAUUACAAUCCAGAAAGAAGAGCUUGACCUUGAGAAACAAAAGAUCACAGAUGAAAAAGAUAUUCUGGCUGAAAGAAAGAAUAAACUGCAAAAUGAAGUUGAACGAAUCAGAUAUAUGGAGGAGGAAAUAAAGAAGGAAAGAGAAAAACUGAAGGAAAUGGAAGCUCAUCUACAAAUGGACAAAGAAUUAAUUGAAAGUGUCAUUGAAGAAACAAAGAGACAAAAAGAGGAUCAGGAAAAAACAAGAACAAACACAAAUAAACAAGAAGAAGAGCUGAGGAAAAACAGAGAACUUCUAGAACAGGAAAGAGAAGAAAUUAAUAAUAAAUGGACACAAUUACAGCAGAGAAUUGAUGAAUUUGAUGCUCAGGUCAGAAAACAGAAGGAAGAGGAUAUAACAGAACAGAAGAAGCUGGAAGAAGAAAGAAAAAGUCUUGAAAAAUCCAAAGCUGAGAUCCUAGAGGUGAAGACUAAAGCUGAGCAGGAACAUCAUGAUAUAAACCUAAAAACGCAAGAGUUAAACAUAUUGAAAGAACAGAUUUUGAAAGAAAAAGAAGAAGAAAUGACAGUAAGAGCAAAGAUGGAGAGAGAAGAACUUGAUCAGAUAAAGAGUGAACUGGACAGAGAGAAAACUGAAGUAGAUCAUGAGCAGAAGAAAAUGGAUGAUGACAGGAAGAUGAUUGAACACGAAAGAAAUGACCUGGAGAAGAUGAGGACUCAAAUAAUGACACAAAGACAGCAAAUGGAAGAAGACAUGAGAGAGGCAAUCCAACUAGAGAGAUCAGCACUUGACCAGAAAAUACAAAAGAUUGAUCUAGAAAAGGACACAAUUGAAAAGAACAAAGAAAUAAUUCAAAAAUUAAUGGAUGAGGUGGAGGAACAGAGACAUGAUAUUACAAUCCAGAAAGAAGAGCUUGACCUUGAGAAACAAAAGAUCACUGAUGAAAAAGAUCUUCUGGCUGAAAGAAAGACUGAACUGCAAAAUGAAAGUGUACAAAUCAGAUACAUGAAUGAGGAAAUAAACAAGAAGAGAGAAACACUGAAGGAAAUUGAAGCUAAACUACAAAAGGACAAAGAAUUAAGUGAGCGUGAAGAAACAAAGAGACAAAAAGAGGAUCUGGAAAAGAUGAGCACGGACAUAAAUGAACAAAAACAAGAGUUGAAGAACUGCAGAGACCUUCUAGAACAAGAAAGAGGAGACAUUAAGAAUAAAUGGACACAAUUACAGCAGAGAAUUGAUGAAUUUGAGGAUCAAGUCAGAAAACAGAAGGAAGAGGAUAUAACAGAACAGAAGAAGCUGGAAGAAGAAAGAAAAAGUCUAGAAAAAUCCAAAGCUGAGAUCCUAGAGGUGAAAACUAAAGCUGAGCAGCAACAUCAUGAUAUAAACCUAAAAACACAAGAGUUAAACACACUGCAAGGACAGAUUAUGAAAGAAAAAGAGAAAGAAGAAGAAAUGACAGUAAGAGCAAAGAUGGAGAGAGAAGAACUUGAUCAGAUAAAGAGUGAACUGGAGAGAGAGAAAACUGAAAUAGAUCAUGAGCAGAAGAAAAUGGAUGAUGACAGGAAGAUGAUUGAACAGGAAAGAAAUGACCUGGAGAAGAUGAGGACUCAAAUAAUGACACAAAGACAGCAAAUGGAAGAAGACAUGAGAGAGGCAAUCCAACUAGAGAGAUCAGCACUUGACCAGAAAAUACAAGAGAUUGAUCUAGAAAAGAAAACAAUUGAAAAGAACAAAGAAAUAAUUAAAAAAUUAAUGGAUGAGGUGGAGGAACAGAGACAUGAUAUUACAAUCCAGAAAGAAGAGCUUGACCUUGAGAAACAAAAGAUCACAGAUGAAAAAGAUAUUCUGGCUGAAAGAAAGAAUAAACUGCAAAAUGAAGUUGAACGAAUCAGAUAUAUGGAGGAGGAAAUAAAGAAGGAAAGAGAAAAACUGAAGGAAAUGGAAGCUCAUCUACAAAUGGACAAAGAAUUAAUUGAAAGUGUCAGAAAACAGAAGGAAGAGGAUAUAACAGAACAGAAGAAGCUGGAAGAAGAAAGAAAAAGUCUUGAAAAAUCCAAAGCUGAGAUCCUAGAGGUGAAGACUAAAGCUGAGCAGGAACAUCAUGAUAUAAACCUAAAAACGCAAGAGUUAAACAUAUUGAAAGAACAGAUUUUGAAAGAAAAAGAAGAAGAAAUGACAGUAAGAGCAAAGAUGGAGAGAGAAGAACUUGAUCAGAUAAAGAGUGAACUGGACAGAGAGAAAACUGAAGUAGAUCAUGAGCAGAAGAAAAUGGAUGAUGACAGGAAGAUGAUUGAACAGGAAAGAAAUGACCUGGAGAAGAUGAGGACUCAAAUAAUGACACAAAGACAGCAAAUGGAAGAAGACAUGAGAGAGGCAAUCCAACUAGAGAGAUCAGCACUUGACCAGAAAAUACAAAAGAUUGAUCUAGAAAAGGACACAAUUGAAAAGAACAAAGAAAUAAUUCAAAAAUUAAUGGAUGAGAAAGACUGA